CCAUGGAUUGGAAUUGAUUUCAUUUUCUCCUUCUUUUUCAUAGACACUGGUUUUCCUCUCUCUGCUCAUUUCUGAUUGCUUUGUCUAAAUAAAAUUGAGCCACCUUGUUGUACUAGUGCACCAGCUCAUCAAUCAUUUUCAAACAACCCAUCAGCUUCAACCUCGGCUUUGUCUUCUUUGUGUCCUCUGCAGCUCUGUAAAUUACCAUUCGGUGGUUUUGCCAAGCAAAAACAAGAAAAAAUGUUCAGGUAAUAAACAACGUUCCUCAACCAUUCUACAAAGAAAACAGGGCAAAGGGUCUCAUACCCUCUGCCCAAAAUAUCAUCUUUCGUCCUUGAUCAUUGAGAAAGGAGGAGUCUUUAUUUUUCUUUCUUGGUUUUUCAAGAGUCAAAUCUAAGUUAAUGGCAGGAUGGUCAGUUUCGACAAAUGGGUCCGUGUUAGAUUUGGCUGAGAUUACUGAUGCUAAUCCAAUUAAUGGUGAUAGUCUUGGUAGUGGUAUUGAAUCUGUAAAAGAUGGUGUAGAAUGUGGUGGUGAUGAUGAUGAUGAUCACAAGGGUACUGAUGUUGAUACUGUAAAAGAUGGUGUAGAAUGUGUUGAUGAUGAUUAUAGGGGUAGGCAGAGAUGUACAUUUGAUCAGGUUCUAUCUGUUUUCCUUAAGGAUAUUGGUGAUAGAGGUGUUGUUAGGCCUGUGCCUGCAGUUUCAGUUUUUGGUGAUAGGCAACAUGUGGAUUUGUUCAAAUUGUUCUGUGUUGUGAGAGAUAAAGGUGGGUAUGAUUUGGUUUCGAAGAAGAGGCUGUGGUCUUUUGUGUCCAAAGAAUUGGGCUUGGAUGGUGGAGCAACGGCGGCUUCUGUAAAAUUGAUCUACUUCAAGUAUUUGAACGAGUUGGAGAUAUGGUUUAGGGAGACUUGUACGAGUAGGAGCUUGGGAAAUGGGGAGUCUGGAAGGUAUGGGACUUCUCUUUUGUUGUCUUUGGAGCUAGAGAGAGAGUUUAGAGGUUUGUUGUUGGACGGGACAGAGCAGAAGGACAACGGUGAUGGACUGGUUCAUUUGGAAUCUGACCAAAAUGGGAAGAUUGAAUAUAGUUUAUCAGAUACCAAAGAUGCAUGUACAAUGCAUUCAGGUACUGGAACUUGCAAUGGUGAUGACGACGAAAAUGUUUGUAAUGAUGAUCAAAAUGGUACUUUGAUAUUACCCUCCAGUGUCGAUAAUAAAGAAAUCGAUCGUAAAAGAAAGCGACGAGAAUCCUUAUCAGGAAUGCUGAAUUGGGUAAUCCAGACAGCAACACAAGUUGGUGAUGCUUCAAUUGGAGUGAUACCAGGGCCAGCUAAGUGGAAGAAUCAUGAAGGCAACGAGUUCUGGUUCCAGGCAAUUAAAGCAAGGGAGGCAUUGAUGCUAAGAAGAGAUAUUACUCCAAAGACUGAAGAAUUACUCCAGCAGAAGAAACUAAGGAUGCAUCCUUUGAUGUAUGAAGAUACUAUUGCUGCUGGUCACCAUUCCUCAGAGAGGUUAAGAUGCAGAGGAAGGAUUCCUCAGUCUACUAAAUCUCGCUCGUGCACUUGUUGCAAUUCUUUGCUGCCUACUCAGAGUAAUUCGAUAAGUCCUCACAUGGUGUUGCAUGACGAUUCUAAGGAGCAAGAACCUAUGGAAGUUGAUUUAGCCUCUCCACAUAGAUCGGUUAUCCCAUCUGACGAUGAUGAAUCCCGUGAAAAGUAUGUUUCUGUGGGCCCUCUCUCUCAAGCUGAUGUUCCUGAAUGGACUGAUGUGGCCUCAGAAAGUGAUAGUAAAUGGCUAGGCACAAGGGUAUGGCCCUUGCAAUGUGAAGAAGACAAUUCCCUCGUUGAAACAGAUAUCAUUGGCCGAGGAAGACCAGAUUCCUGUGGCUGUCAGCUUCCAGGUUCUGUUACAUGUCAUAGAUUUCACAUUGCUGAGGCUAGGAUGAAACUGAAGAAAGAACUCGGUUCCUUGUUCUAUCAUUGGAGAUUUGAUCGUAUGGGAGAGGAAAUUUCUCUUCAGUGGACAGCUGAAGAGGAAAAGAGAUUCAAGACCUUGGUACAGUCAAAGUAUCCUUUCUUUUGGAAUAGUGCAUCCAAGUGGUUUCCCAGAAAAACUAGGGAAAACUUGGUGAGCUAUUACUUCAACGUGUUUCUUGUUAAGCGAAGAAGUUAUCAGAACCGUGUAACUCCUAAAAAUAUAGAUAGCGAUGAUGACGAAACAGAUUUUGGGUCUUUAAGUGAGGGUUUUGGGCACGAGGCAGUCAAAGUUUCAGGCUCCAAUUUUCUGGCUUGUUCCCAGAAUAAGCAGUGUGACGACUUGGAUGAUAAAAAUGCUGUAUAGGAGUCAGAAAAUCGGACCAGUGGUUUACACCACUGCAUGUUUUAUACAACUUUGCAAACGGUGGUGCAAUGGUGGCGGAAGCAGACCUGGAGGGAUUCGUGAUGUGGCCGGAAGGUAGAUUUUGUGUAAUGCGCUGAAGAAUGCUGUUGGUGCUGCUGAAGUGUCUUCAGUUCUGCUUUUAGAAAACCAUGCUACUGUUUUGAAUGGCUGCAUCUUGAAUAGUUUUUCCAAUACCAGGUUUUGGGACUUUAGAUACAACCUUUUAUAGGGAAAAUGAGGGGAGACUAUACAGUGGUUUAAGUUGUAGUUUCUUUAAGGUUUUUAGAAAUGUGGAUAUUGUGCUGUAGUUGUUAUCCUUUUGCGCGCUUCUCAUAUUUCAGAGACGUGAAUAUGUCUUUGCCAUUAUCAUUUUGGUUCUCGGUG
This is a messenger RNA of Rosa rugosa (rugosa rose), 2759 nucleotides long. Its product is annotated as AT-rich interactive domain-containing protein 2. The transcript is spliced from 2 exons. NCBI's taxonomy places the organism in Eukaryota, Viridiplantae, Streptophyta, Magnoliopsida, Rosales, Rosaceae. The record is from RefSeq and is a predicted model, not a curated record. Bases 402 to 2336 code for a protein of 644 amino acids. Gene Ontology annotation, molecular function: DNA binding.